UGCGUGCAUGCAUACAUAUAUACACACAUAGAUACAAUAUUAAGCGUAGGUAUACAUUCGCCGGAAAAGAUAGGUGAGCAUAUAGUAAAGGAACACUUUCACUGCCAAAGUGUAAGCGUUUGGUCUUAGAGGAGGACAAGAGGAAAUCCAUAGGAAGGGGUGGAGAGAUGGUAGAAGGAGUAGGAACUACGGUAUAGUGCCGUAUCGUUCUCUUGACUGUCAUUACAGGUAUCUUCGUGGUCACUUAUAGCGAUCAUCUCCAACCGGCUUAAACCUUGCUCAAAAUAUUUUUGUGAGUCAGUCUCGUUGAAGUUUUUCAAGAAAGAAGAGAAUUUUACCACUGAAGAUCUGGAUUUAUUAGGCUUAUCUCUUAACCUAUUAAUUUAUCAUCGAAUAAGAUAAUUGACAGAUGAGUUUAUUAUACCGUGAGUUCGACAAUCGAAGAGAAAAAUAAUAAUAAUGACACGUUGUCAUGACAAUUCCAACAAAUGUAUUCUAGCGAUAGAGGAACGUUAACGAAUGCUUUAACGAAAGAUCGAGAAUUUCCAUGGAAGUACGGCUAGCGAUAGCCAGCUCAGAAUGAAAAGAGCCGAUGUCGACCACCCAUUUCUAGUGCGCAGAGUUGAAAACACUUAUUGUAGCCGACCGCCGGAUAUCGAUUUAUGACGAAGUCUGUAUAAAAGUCAUUUCGAAAGAAGCAAAAAAGUAGGUCGGCUCUUGCUUGCAUCGAAAAAUAAAAAGAAGAAAGGGAGAAAGAGAGAGAUAAAGUAGAAACCAGCAGCCGGUUUAUUCAAAAUAAUCAUUAUCAAAAAGUGGCGAAAAGGAUGGUGUUCAGCACGAUAGUCAUAACGACGGCUUUAAAAGGUGCUUUGGGCUUAGUAGGAACUGGUCUUUGGUUGGUGCCACUUCUUAUAGCUGCUCUGUCUUACUAUCAAUAUGAUCAGCUGGAUCCAGAAAGUCGACCUAUCGAUAGAUACCCUCUAAAUCCUGAAUACGAUUUUAUUGUAAUUGGUGGAGGAUCGGCAGGUGCUGUCGUAGCCAACAGACUCUCUGAAAUUUCAAAUUGGAACGUUUUAUUACUGGAAGCUGGACCGGACGAGAACGAAAUAACAGAUGUCCCCUCGUUAGCUGCCUAUCUACAGUUAACUAAGUUAGAUUGGAAGUACAAGAUCGAAGCUACGGGAAGAGCUUGCCUCGCGAUGAAAAGUGGCCGUUGUAAUUGGCCACGAGGGAAGGUUCUCGGAGGAUCGAGCGUUUUAAAUUACAUGCUUUACGUCAGAGGUAAUAGACGCGACUACGAUUAUUGGGAAGGCUUGGGUAAUCCUGGCUGGGGUUACAAAGAAGCGCUUUAUUAUUUCAAAAAGUCCGAAGACAAUAGGAAUCCUUAUCUUCGAAACAAUCCGUAUCAUUCAACGGGUGGUUACUUGACCGUUCAAGAAUCACCAUGGAUCACACCUCUCGCUGUGGCAUUCUUGCAAUCUGGUGUCGAACUAGGUUACGAUUUGAGAGAUAUAAACGGGGAAUUUCAAACCGGUUUUAUGAUACCACAAGGAACUAUUCGAAGAGGCAGCAGGUGUUCCACGGCAAAAGCUUUUCUUCGUCCUAUAAGGUUACGCAGGAACUUUCACACGGCUAUGAAUUCACACGUGACGAAAAUCGUUAUUAAUCCUUUCACUAUGAGAGCGAUCGGCGUGGAAUUCGUGAGAAAUGGUCAUAAGCAAUACGUUCGAGCUCGCAAGGAAGUAAUUCUAUCGGCAGGUGCUAUAAAUAGCCCUCAAAUUCUUAUGCUCUCCGGUAUUGGACCAAAGGAACAUCUUCGCCAAGUUGGUAUACCUCUUCUUAAAGAUCUCCGAGUCGGUGAAAACCUUCAAGAUCACGUAGGAAUGGGCGGUCUUACUUUCCUUGUCGAUAAACCGGUAGCCAUAGUUCAAAAACGUUUCUAUGGCGCACCAGUGACUAUGCAUUACGCAGCCAAUGGAAAAGGACCUAUGACGACUCUCGGUGGUAUCGAGGGAUACGCUUUUAUCAACACAAAAUUUGCCAAUAGGUCUAUCGAUUAUCCUGACAUUCAAAUCCACAUGGCGCCGGCGUCUCUUAACUCGGACGGUGGCGUACAAAUCAAAAAGGUAUUGGGAAUAAAAGACGAAGUUUACGACACUGUUUACGAUCCGAUUGCAAACAAGGAUGCCUUCACUUUCAUACCUCUUCUCCUCAGACCCAGAUCACGUGGUACGGUUAGACUAAGAAGCUCUAAUCCCUUUCACAGUCCAAUAAUUGACGCUAACUACUUUGACGAUCCGUUAGACAUAGCCACUCUCGUCGAAGGUGCGAAAAUAGCUGUUAAACUCGCCGAAGCGAAAGUUUUCAAACAGUUUGGUACUAGGUUACAUCGAUUGAAAAUACCUGGUUGUCGACAUCUUAAAUUCGCCUCGGAUGCCUACUGGGAGUGUCACAUUCGUCACAUUUCCAUGACUAUUUAUCAUCCGGUCGGUACAACGAAAAUGGGUCCUCAAAAUGACCCUACAGCAGUUGUGGAUUCUAGAUUAAGGGUUUAUGGUAUCCAAAAUAUUAGAGUCAUCGAUACCUCUAUAAUGCCGACGAUUUGUAGUGGCAAUACCAAUGCACCAGCUAUCAUGAUCGGUGAAAAAGGUGCAGACCUCAUCAAGAGCGAUUGGUUAUCUUAUCCAACCUUUAAAUCAGUCAUAGUCGUGAAAGCAUCGCAAGAACAUCUGGAGUGUAUGUUCUUUCAUAUAAUCGAUUCGAAACUUUUCGACAUAAUGUUACGAAUAAUCGUUAUAUUAUCAUUGCUAUUAUUUUCUUUGAUAUCCGAGAUAAGAAGUGCGACAUUGUUCGAUCUUUUAAGAGAAUAUAAUUACCAGGAUAAAGAAAUCAGGACGAUAUAUUACCCUAGAUGGGAGGAAUAUGAUUUUAUUAUAGUCGGAGCAGGCUCCGGAGGUUCGGUUCUCGCUAAUCGUUUAUCAGAAAAUAAAAAUUGGAAGAUCUUAUUAUUGGAAGCAGGUUAUCGGGAAAACUUGAUACAGCAGAUUCCUGUAUUAGUUAAUAUACUCCAACUAACGGACUAUAAUUGGGGUUACAAAGUGGAACCUCAAGAAAAUACCUGUUUUGGAAUGAUCGAUCGACAGUGUGCCUGGCCGCGUGGAAAAUCACUCGGUGGAACCAGCACAAUUAAUUAUAUGAUUCUUACACGUGGCGACAAGUUAGAUUACGAUUACUGGGCGGCCUUGGGCAACGAAGGCUGGUCUUACGAAGAGAUUUUACCAUAUUACAUAAAGAGCGAAAGAUUCAAAAUCCCUAAUAUCGUCAAUUCGUCAUAUCACGGAAAGGAUGGAUAUUUGUGCGUUGAACACGUUCCUUUUCAUACCAAGUUAUCCACGGCAUUUCUUGAGGCUGGCAAAAGUCUCGGUUACGAUGUUAUCGACCACAAUGGCGAAAAACGAAUAGGUUAUUCAUAUGUACAACUCAACAUGGACAACGGGGCACGUUACAGCGCUUCGAAAGCUUAUCUCAGAGUGAAACGACAUAACUUGGACAUCGUAACUGGCGCGAGAGUGACAAAAGUUCUUAUUGAUGGGGAUCGCCGAGCUUACGGCGUCGAAUAUAUCAAAAAUAACAAGAAAAAACUCGUAUUCAGUACGAAAGAAGUGCUUUUAUCCGCGGGUACGAUCGAUUCUGCCAAACUACUUAUGCUCUCGGGUAUAGGACCGAAGGAACACCUCCAAGAGCUGGAAAUCGAAGUGAUUCAAGAUUCCAAAGUCGGAUAUAACAUGUACGAACAUAUUGGUUUCCUCGGUCUAACCUUUCUAAUAGAUCAACCUUUGUCUGUAUUGCAAAGUAAAUUGUUCAAUCCGCACGUGUUAUGGGACUAUGUGUUUAAAAGAAGCGGUUACAUCUCUAUACCUGGUGGUGCCGAAGCUUUGGCAUUCAUAAGAACGAAAUAUGCUCCAUCUGAAAAGCCGGACAUCGAACUACUUUUCAUAUCAGGCUCGUUACACUCGGACAACGGUAUAAGCAUUAGAAAGGGUCUACGAAUUACGGACGAGCUUUAUAACGCGGUUUAUAAACCGAUCGAAAAUAGAGAAGCCUGGUCAAUCUGGCCGAUAAUUCAAAGUCCAAAAAGUGUCGGUCGGCUUACUCUGACAUCGAAAGAUCCCUUCGUACCACCGAAGUUAGAGCCUAAUUUCUUUUCUCAUCCUGCCGAUAUCGAAAUCCUACUUGAAGGUAUAAAACAUGCCAUCAACGUAUCUAAAACGGAACCUUUCCUUGCGUACAAUAGUCGAUUACACGACAUUAAAAUACCCGGCUGCGAACUUUACGAGUUUAAUAGCGACGAUUAUUGGCGAUGUGCGAUCAAAUAUUUACCAUCUAUGAUGAAUCACGAAAUAGGAACCGUCAAAAUGGGACCCAAAACGGAUCCCUAUGCUGUCGUUGAUCCUCGUUUAAGAGUUUAUGGUAUAAAAAAUCUCAGAGUAGUAGACGCAUCUAUUAUGCCUAGUAUACCGAUCGGCCACGUAAAUGUAGGUAUCUUCAUGAUCGGUGAAAAAGCUGCUGAUAUGAUCAAACAAGAUUGGUCGAUAGACGCAACAGGAAAUAAGUAGUUCAUUCGUUCGACUAACACACAUUGUAAACUCGAAACAAAUACUACGUCGAUGAUUACAUUGGUCAAGCGCGUUCAUAGUAUAAUUGUUUCUCGUUUAUGACCUACCGUGUCCUUGAGCUCACGCGAGGACGAUCGAAUACGUAACACACGAAUGCACGAUUAAUAAAUAAAUGCAGAAUUUUACUUGUUACAUACAUACAUAUACAUAUCGUGAGCAAUCUAAUAAAAUGUGAAAUAUCCGACGUCAUCGACAAUCCCCAACGCGAUAAUUCGCAUAAUGGAUUCGUCGAAUGUUUUAUUCGCAAUAACAAGAGACUCGAAGCAAAUAAGAAAAUGAUUUCUUCCUCACGUAUAUACUAACUCGUUAUAUAUACUAACAUAUACUAUAUUAUAUAUUAACUAUGCCAUAUACUAACAUAUAAUGCGAUGAAUAUUAUGAUACGUUCAGGGGAAAAAAAAAAGAAAAAAAAAUGCGAAAUAUAAUUUUAUUCUCAUAAACUUUUUUAAAAAUAAAUGUAAAAAUAUAAAAUUGUACUAGUGUUAAAGAAAAUGUCUCGUUAAUGGAGAGAAAGACGAUGAACACAUGUAUUUCAAUCUCAUUCAAUAAGAUGAUUCAUUCCCAUAAAUAUCCAACGUUGAAGUAAGAGACUUCUAGUGGCGAACUAAAUUCACGAAUGAAAUAUGUUUUAUUAAUAUGUUUUACAAUUUCAUUUAAUUAUAAAAUAAAAUAAUUAUGACUAAUUAUAACUAAAAUGUGUUGUAAUGUGUGUAUAUACAUACAUAUAUACAUACAUACAUACAUAUAUAUAUACAUAUACAUAUAUACAUAUAUAUUUACACACGUAUACA
Messenger RNA from Vespula vulgaris, 5467 nucleotides. RefSeq lists its product as uncharacterized. Gene Ontology annotation, molecular function: oxidoreductase activity, acting on CH-OH group of donors; flavin adenine dinucleotide binding. NCBI's taxonomy places the organism in Eukaryota, Metazoa, Arthropoda, Insecta, Hymenoptera, Vespidae. The transcript is spliced from 6 exons. The record is from RefSeq and is a predicted model, not a curated record. Bases 825 to 4616 code for a protein of 1263 amino acids.